Penicillium verhagenii is the source of this 858-nucleotide messenger RNA. RefSeq names its product nicotinamide/nicotinic acid mononucleotide adenylyltransferase. NCBI's taxonomy places the organism in Eukaryota, Fungi, Ascomycota, Eurotiomycetes, Eurotiales, Aspergillaceae. The transcript has 3 exons. Gene Ontology annotation, molecular function: nicotinamide-nucleotide adenylyltransferase activity; nicotinate-nucleotide adenylyltransferase activity. Gene Ontology annotation, biological process: NAD+ biosynthetic process. The record is from RefSeq and is a predicted model, not a curated record. The coding region runs from base 1 to 858 and encodes 285 amino acids.
AUGGCCUUCGAAAUGGUUGGAGGCCAGAGUGACGAUGUUCACCAGGCCCCCGUCCAAAUCCCUCCGACUCCGAUGGACAACGACUAUAUGUUCCCCGAUCUACGCCUCAAGCGCAAGAUGACCGAUCCGGAGAAGACGCCGCUUCUGCUGGUCGCUUGUGGCUCCUUUUCGCCCAUUACCUACCUGCACUUGCGCAUGUUUGAGAUGGCCGCCGAUUACGUUAAGUUCAGUACCGAUUUUGAACUUCUUGGCGGUUAUCUGUCCCCCGUCUCGGACUCCUACCGGAAGGCCGGUCUUGCCAGCGCAGAGGACCGUGUCGCAAUGUGUCAACUGGCAGUCGAUCAAACAUCAGACUGGCUGAUGGUUGAUACCUGGGAGCCCACCCAGAAAGCGUACCAGCCGACCGCAGUGGUCCUAGAUCAUUUUUACCACGAGAUUAAUACUGUCCGUGGUGGUGUUGAGGCCGCAGAUGGAACCCGAAAGCCUGUCCGUAUUGCCUUACUGGCAGGUGCCGAUUUGAUUCACACCAUGUCCACCCCGGGUGUAUGGAGUGAGAAAGAUUUGGAUCACAUUCUCGGAAAAUACGGCUCAUUCAUUGUGGAGCGCAGUGGCACCGAUAUUGACGAAGCGCUGGCCAGUUUGCAGCCCUGGAAAGACAACAUAUACGUGAUUCAACAGCUUAUUCAAAACGAUGUUAGCAGCACCAAGAUCCGUCUCUUCUUGAGACGCGAGAUGAGUGUUCGCUAUCUCAUCCCCGUCCCUGUUAUUCAUUAUAUUGAGCAACACCAUCUUUAUGAAGAUGAUGGGACCGCCAAUGAAAAAGGCAAGGAAAGACAGGAAGCUGGAAGGUCAGCGUGA